Molecule: messenger RNA, 1029 nt
Organism: Carica papaya (papaya)
Lineage: Eukaryota; Viridiplantae; Streptophyta; Magnoliopsida; Brassicales; Caricaceae
Source: RefSeq, a predicted model, not a curated record
AUGUUUGCUUUCUCAGAUCGUCUUCAACUCCCACCUGGAUUUAGAUUCUACCCUUCUGAUGAAGAACUAAUAGUUCACUACUUGAAGAAUAAAACAUACUCAACUCCAUUACCAGCUUCUAUUAUCGCAGACAUACAUCUUUAUAAGUACAAUCCAUGGGAGCUACCAAACAAGGCUCUGUUUGGAGAGGAUGAAUGGUUCUUCUUUAGUCCAAGAGAUAGGAAAUACCCUAAUGGAGUGAGGCCAAACAGAGCAGCAGCUUCCGGUUAUUGGAAGGCAACAGGAACUGAUAAACCAAUUCUAACCUCCUGUGGAACAAAGAGCGUUGGAGUCAAGAAAGCACUCGUCUUCUAUAAGGGUCGCCCUCCGAAAGGGAUCAAGACUGAUUGGAUCAUGCAAGAGUAUAGGUUACUCGACACCAUUGUUUGGAAGCAAAAAGGGUCUAUGAGAUUGGACGAUUGGGUGCUAUGUCGGGUUAGACAGAAAAACAGCAUCCCCAAGAACACUUGGGAAGAUAGAAAUAGCCCUAGCUCUCAAACUGUAGUUACUGGCGAUUCAACAAAUAACGUGAAUGAAAAAUGGCCUUUGGACAAAAACUCUAAGACACAGCUCGCCAAUAACUCUUUACUCCCUGAUUGCCCGCUGUUGCCUUACAUCUUUGCCUCUGAAGAUCUUCCAUGCAUGGAAACAAUUGCCACCAGCAUAAGCUUUCAAAACUCAGGCUGUGGGAAUCAUAACAAUUUCGGUACUAAUAAUCCAAGGCUUUCAGUUUCUUGUUUUCACAGCUUGUUUAACCCACUUAAAAGAAAGAACACAGAAGAGCAGAAUCUUGCUCCAGCACCAUGUAGGAAACUCAGGAAAGAGGAGAUGAAAGAUAUACCAAUUGGCCAUGACGGAUUCCAGGACAUUAGCAUUUCCAGAGCAUUAAAUCAGUUUGAAGGUAAUAAUUUUUGUCUUGAUCCAUCAAACUCCAUCAUUCAAUAUCAAGAAUUUAUGCCUGAUGAAUUGGCUUUUACAGAGAGCAACUAG